AUUCUUCUUCUUCUUUAUAGGUACUUCUUUUUCUUUUUAGUAUUGGUUAACCUCUUUUUUCUCACAUGUUAUGCAAUGCACUUAAUAUAAUUUGAUACUUCCAAUAGCUUGGUUUAAGGAAUAUACAAAAACCUUAAUUCUUAUGAAAAAUGAGAAAUGAGAGUCUAAUAAAAGGACGGAGAGAGUAGUAAUAAGAAUAAGUCAAUUAGGUAAAGCAAAAUUAAAUUGCAUGCUCCCACUAAUUCAUCUCCCACGAUUCCUCACACUUCCAUAUCCAACCUCAAAAAAAAAAAAAAAAAAAAAAAAAAAAAAAAAAAAAAAAAAACUUAAAUAACAACAGAGCUGACGUCAUCUGCCACGUGUCCACGAACCAACCGGCUACCGACAAAUUCCCAUCUCAUACGGCGCACAAAUCUAACGUGAGCCGCCCUUCCGCCAUAUUUAUACUCUCUUCUCCACUUCCUCUUCUCCCAUUUUCUUCCCUCUUUCUCUUUGUCUCUCUCUCCUCCGCCAUUUCUGGAAUUUUCUUCCUCAUUUAGAUUUCUACUACUUUAUAUCAUCUUCAUUUACUUCAUUGCAUGAACAUUUGUAAGUUUUUCUCUCUCUUCUCUUAUCUUCAAUCUGCUUACUUCCUAUCACCUUGAUUGCUUGAAUUUGAUCAAGUUCUUGCAUUGAUAGUGUAAAUAUUUCAAAUUUUUAAGAUACCCUUUGAAAAACUGUGAUUAAUUUGUGUAAUUUCUGCUUGAUUUGCUCAAAUUUGUACUUCAUUUGAGUUUGUAAAUCAAUUUUAUACUGAUUGUGAAGAAAUCCCAUCUGGGUUUUGAUGAUUAGGUAGUGAAUUUUAGUGGGUUUAUCGUUGUUUUAUGGAUUGUGUUAGUAAAUUGAUUAAAGGGGAAGUUAGGGUUUUGGGAUUGGGAUCUGGUGGUGAAAGGUGGUGUUGGGGUGUGUGAUGAGACGGCGUUGGACGGUUGGAUCAUUUCCGUAUCAAAUGGAGAAAGGGAAUGUAAAGAAUCAUAGUAAAAGGCUUUGUGUAUUGAGUUCAUUGUGUGUGUUGUUUUGGAGUUUGUUGUUGUAUUUUCAUUUUGUUGUUUUAGGAGGUAGUACUGUGAAUGAGUCAAAUUCGUUGCAAUCGAAUCCGAUUAGAAUCGAAUCGUUUCAUCCUGUACCUAUUGAACCUACCCAUGUUCCGGUUUCGAGUAAUGUUGUAAAGUCAACUAGUGAUGGUAAUGAGAAUGAGGUGAUUGAUGAUCCCUCCAAGGUGCCAUUACCGGAUGAGUCUGAGCCGUCUGAGGGGAGUGGCAAUGGUGGUGCAAAUGAGGGGGGUAAUGAUGAGGUUGAGGUUGAGCGUGAGGAGGUUUCGUCUGUGAGUAAUCGUAAAAUAGAUGUUGGAUCGAAGACUAGUGAUCCUACUCCUAAGGAUGAGGUAGUCCCUAAGGUUGAAUCUCCUCCAGAGUUUCCAUUUAUGAGUGCAUUGAAGACGGCUGAGAAUACGAGUGAUCCUUGUGGUGGGAGGUACAUUUAUGUUCAUGAUCUUCCCCCGAAGUUCAAUGAUGAUAUGCUUAAGGAGUGUAGGAGCUUGAGUCUUUGGACUAAUAUGUGCAAGUAUACCACCAAUGCUGGUCUUGGUCCUCCACUUGAGAAUAUAGAGGGGGUGUUCUCGGAAACUGGGUGGUAUGCAACGAAUCAGUUUGCGGUGGAUGUGAUCUUCAAUAAUCGGAUGAAGCAGUAUGAGUGCAUUACAAAGGAUUCUUCAAUUGCUGCAGCAAUAUUUGUACCCUUCUAUGCUGGGUUUGAUAUUGCCAGGUAUCUUUGGGGCUACAAUAUAUCGAGAAGGGAUGCUGCUUCACUGGAAUUGGUUGAUUGGCUGAUGAAAAGGCCAGAGUGGAAAAUAAUGGAUGGAAGGGAUCAUUUUCUAGUUGCAGGAAGAAUCACUUGGGACUUCAGACGAUUAUCGGAAGAUGAAAAUGAUUGGGGUAGCAAGCUUCUAUUUUUGCCUGCUGCUAAGAACAUGUCAAUGUUGGUGGUAGAAUCUAGCCCCUGGAAUGCAAAUGAUUUUGCUAUACCAUAUCCUACCUACUUCCAUCCUGCAAAGGAUGCUGAUGUGUUUGAUUGGCAAGAUCGGAUGAGGAAGCUAGAUAGAAAAUAUCUUUUCUCUUUUGCUGGGGCGCCUAGACCUGGGAAUCCGAAAUCAAUUAGAGGUCAAUUAAUUGAUCAAUGCAGGAGCACAAAGGCGUGCAAGCUUUUGGAAUGUGAUUUUGGAGAGAGUAAGUGUCAUUCUCCAAGUAGCAUUAUGAAGAUGUUUCAGAGUUCCCUAUUCUGCCUACAACCUCAAGGGGAUUCAUAUACUCGGAGAUCAGCUUUUGACUCAAUGUUGGCAGGUUGUAUACCUGUGUUUUUCCAUCCUGGUUCAGCAUACACCCAAUAUACAUGGCAUCUCCCUAAGAAUUUCUCAAGUUAUUCUGUGUUCAUUUCCGAGAAUGAAGUUCAUAAGAAUAAUCUCAGCAUUGAGGAAACUUUACGGAAAAUACCUCCUCAACAGGUGGAGAUAAUGAGAGAGGCAGUCAUCAAGCUCAUACCCAGUUUGAUAUAUGCUGAUCCUCGCUCCAAGUUAGAGACCCUUUCAGAUGCCUUUGACGUAUCUGUGCAGGCAGUUAUAAACAAGGUUACAAGGUUGAGAAAGAACAUCAUUCAAGGGAGGACAGAAUAUGAUUACUUUAUCGAGGAAAAUAGUUGGAAAUAUGCCCUUCUAGACGAAGGCCAAAGAGAAGUUGGAUAUCACGAGUGGGAUCCUUUCUUCUCUAAGCCUAAAGAAGGUGAAGGGGACUCAAAUGGUGCUUCUGCGGAAGCUGCAAAGAGUUCAUGGAAGAACGAGCAAAGAAGUCAAACGAGAAAGAGAAGCUCCUUAUAGUUUUUUCUAAUUAAUGGCUAGAUUCAUACAACUGACACUGUGGAGCCCUGAAGAAAUGAACAAGCUUCAAUUAGCUGAGGUAAAAGUGGCUUCACAUCAGAACUUUUCGCUUAGGAUUAUCAGGCAUAUCAUCUUGUUCAAAUUGUUCAAACAUCAUAUUUUGUUGUUCGAUAGGAUACUUACAUUCUACUGCACGAUUUUGCGUAGUGAUACAUAAAAUGUAGUAUGAUACAUACAUUCCUAUGUAAUGCAUUUUACUUAGCCAGAACUAUAUUUUCAUUUAAUGGUUCAGAGCAUUGGCACUUAUAUGCAUUUUCUUCAAUAAUCUUGUCAUUGUUGAUUAUGAAAUACUCUGUAUAGAUUGAUAUGCCUCUAAUCAUUACAGUGCAACAUUAUUGUCAUAUUGGUAUAAAAAAAAAUACGAGUAUUUUCUUGGUUGGUUUA
Molecule: messenger RNA, 3352 nt
Organism: Chenopodium quinoa (quinoa)
Lineage: Eukaryota; Viridiplantae; Streptophyta; Magnoliopsida; Caryophyllales; Amaranthaceae
Product: xyloglucan galactosyltransferase MUR3-like
Exons: 1
Coding region: 950-2908 (652 amino acids)
Molecular function (GO): glycosyltransferase activity
Source: RefSeq, a predicted model, not a curated record